AUGGCCGACGCCGGACAACAACGACCUCUCACGGCUUUCGCUCCGCCGCCGCCUUUGUGGAAACACUUCACGCCGGAUAACCUCAAAAAGCUAGACGAGAUCAAGAAAAAUGCAUCGAAAAAUGAGGAUGGAAAACCACAGAAAAAGAAGUGGACGCCGGCUGAAUUGCAGGCUUUAGACAUACCACCAGAGCUUCGUUUUCUCAUUCCACCAGAGAUACCCAAAUCAGGCCAUUACAGUGUGUUUGGCGAGCUACAAAGCCUCUCAACGGCUCUUCCCCCCCUCCAAGAUCAAGGCAUCACACAGCUUUAUCCUUCUCCGCCAACAGGUGACGCCGACCGUGAACAAACCUCAGAACCUACCCAGCCCCUAAAUCACGCGUAUUACCUCCUCAAGAUCAGCAAAUCGUUGCUUCUAAACUUCCUGGAAUUUGUGGGCAUCCUUUCGGUAGCUCCUGAGCAGUUUGAAUCCAAGGUGGAGGACUUGCGCAAUUUGUUCAUCAACGCGCAUCAUCUUCUCAACCUGUAUCGACCUCACCAAGCGCGUGAAUCGCUCAUUCUGAUGAUGGAGGAACAGCUGAGCCGCACCAGAGAGGAGAUUCAGCAAAUGGACAAGUUAAAGGCGGAAAUUACUGGGGCCCUCGACCAACUGAAGAAGGACGGCGUUGACGUGGAUGCAGCACCCGUCGAAACUCCCGAUAAUGAUACGAAGAAAUCCAGUGUUUCAGAAGAAAAAGCGACUGGGGAUGCGCAAUUGGUCUGGGACCUCCUAGAUGAGAAGAAUUGA
Molecule: messenger RNA, 786 nt
Organism: Aspergillus bombycis
Lineage: Eukaryota; Fungi; Ascomycota; Eurotiomycetes; Eurotiales; Aspergillaceae
Gene: med7
Product: mediator complex subunit MED7
Exons: 2
Coding region: 1-786 (261 amino acids)
Biological process (GO): regulation of transcription by RNA polymerase II
Cellular component (GO): core mediator complex; mediator complex
Molecular function (GO): transcription coregulator activity
Source: RefSeq, a predicted model, not a curated record